AUGGGCGCUGAGGCCCGCCGCCUGGCUCAGCAGCUGCGGGCUGCGCUGCGCCUGGAGGAGCCGCUGGUUGUGCAGGAGCUGCUGCACCGCGGCGCGGACCCCAACCUGGUGCUGGCCGACGGCGCGGCCGCAGUGCAUCUGGCGGCCCGAGCCCGCAGUCCACGAGCCCUGCAAUGCCUCCAGGCCUUGCUGCGCCGGGGCGCGGACCCCAAUGCUCGAUCAGCUGAGGCCCUGACGCCUUUGCAUGUGGCUGCUGCCUGGGGCUGCCGCCAGGGACUAGAGAUCUUGUUGACCCAAGGAGGGGACUCCACACUUCAGGACCAGGAUGGACUCCAGCCUCUGGACUGGGCACUACAGCAGGGACACCAAGACUGUGCUCGCAUACUUCAAGAACUUGACACACCUGCCUGGACUCCAGAGGAGACCCCAGAGCCCACCAAUCUCAGAGUUUCUGGAUGUUCCUUCUUGUCGCCAGACCCCACACAGCUCCAGACACAGCCCAGUGAUGAUGACAACAGGGACAGGAGUCUGAAUGCCAGCCCUGGACUCCCUGGCCUCAAUGUAUUCCUUGGGAUAGCAGCCAAGGAUAGGCACUCUGAGACCCUGGCCAGAUGCCAGGACUUCAGUAGUGAUGGCUCUUUUGUCACAGCAGUUGAAGUUUCUGCAGCUGAGGACUCAGCCCUGGAGGGAGCUACUUUCUUGGCCAAAUCUCUACCCCAGAUGGAGCAGCCUGGCCUCAAUACCCCUGGGAGGGUAUCAGAGUCUGAGGCUGGCCUGUUGUCACAUGGAGCUGUGGUGGUUGACCAGGAGACAGAACUGAUUGCCCACCUGAAAACUUGGACUUUAAUUUCUACUGAGGCCACUGGCUGCUCAUCCUCUUCUUCCCCUCUAGGACUUCUGCCCCCUCUCUCUAUCCUGGCCUGUAAUCCCCUGCAGGAGCCACAGCCUGGAUCUGCCACCAUUCCCUCUCUGCCAGAUGACCAGACCCACUGGGACAGCACUAUGGCCAAGUUGUGGCUCACAGAAGAUGAGACGAGCAUCCUAUGUGACCAGGACUCAGACCCUUCUAACCUACACCAGUCCGUCCCCAUCAUGUCUGACCUGGAGCUACUGCAGGCUCUUCAAGCACUGGGCCACAGUCCUGGCCCAGUCACAUCCUUUACUAGGCCACACUACCUCCGAUUGCUGCAGAAAGCUCAGACUGGCCAUGGCCCUGAAUUUGUAGGACACAGCCCAGAACUGGUCAAGGCCCUGAGGACUGGCCAGAUCCCAGAUUGCCAGGCAGAUGAGGAUGUUCUGGCUCAGGAAUUUGAGCACCCUGAUCCCACCAAGAAGUGGAGGGAGGGUGUGGUGAAGUCCAGCUUUACAUAUCUUCUGCUUGACCCCAGGGAGACUAAGGAUCUACCAGCCCGAGCCUUCUCUCUGACCUUGGCUGAGUGUCUACAGACUUUUGUGCGUGCUGUCUUCUAUGUGGGCAAAGGGACCCGUGCCCGGCCAGACAGCCACCUCUGGGAGGCCCUCAGCUAUCACAAGCAUCCAAGAAAACAGGCCUGCCCCAAGGUACACAAGAUCCGAGACAUUUGGGACAAUGGCCGUGGUGUCAUCUCUCUGCACUGUUUUCAGCACGUGGUGGCUGUGGAGGCUUAUACACGGGAGGCGUGUCUGUUGGAUGCCCUAGGGAUCCAGACACUGACCAACCAGAAACAAGGGCACUACUAUGGAGUCGUGGCAGGUUGGCCACCUACUCGUCGCCGGUGCUUGGGAGUGCACCUGCUGCAUCGUGCCCUUCUCAUCUUCUUGGCUGAAGGGGAGCGAGAACUGCGGCCUCAGGACAUCCAAGCCCGUGGCUGAAUGCUGAGGACUUGGUCCCAGGGGCCCAGUGCAUAAGAGCACUGGCUGGCUCCAGAAGGCCUUCCCUUCCCCUUCCCUCCUCUCCCACCCCCGCGUGUGUAUGAGUGUGUGUUAGAUGGUGCUGAUUGACAGGUAGUGACCACUCUGGAGGGAAACAAGAGGAAACAGAUGCUUUGGAAAACUA
This is a messenger RNA of Jaculus jaculus (lesser Egyptian jerboa), 2035 nucleotides long. RefSeq names its product ankyrin repeat and LEM domain containing 1 (gene Ankle1). The transcript is spliced from 10 exons. The coding region runs from base 1 to 1851 and encodes 616 amino acids. The record is from RefSeq and is a predicted model, not a curated record. Gene Ontology annotation, molecular function: endonuclease activity; protein binding. Lineage: Eukaryota; Metazoa; Chordata; Mammalia; Rodentia; Dipodidae.